This is a messenger RNA of Phlebotomus papatasi, 892 nucleotides long. RefSeq names its product gastrula zinc finger protein XlCGF7.1-like. Bases 93 to 821 code for a protein of 242 amino acids. The transcript has 3 exons. Gene Ontology annotation, biological process: regulation of transcription by RNA polymerase II. NCBI's taxonomy places the organism in Eukaryota, Metazoa, Arthropoda, Insecta, Diptera, Psychodidae. The record is from RefSeq and is a predicted model, not a curated record. Gene Ontology annotation, molecular function: RNA polymerase II cis-regulatory region sequence-specific DNA binding; DNA-binding transcription factor activity.
AAGGGUCCAAUUUCUUGAUUGAAACUGUCAUAUCUUUGUGUAAAAAAAUAUUUUUGUUCACACUUGCGUUUGCCUUUAGAAAUCCCAAUGAUAUGGAUAUAAAAAGAAAAAUAGCUACUGAUCGUAAAAAGGGUCGAAGUAGGAAAUGGGAACAAACAGGAAUGACAGGGAAUAAAGAUAAAUGGAAAGAUUUUACAGAUCUCGUUGAAGACAAUUCUCCGUGUAUUAAGGUAGAACCUGAUGAGCCUGAUGAACCGGAAUUAAUUAUUCCAGAUGAAUUGGAUGAAGUGAAUGCACUUAGCGAACUUACGAAGGAUUCAGGAAGAAAAGGAAAGAACCAAGGGAAGAAAAGGGCCGAUUCUUUGAGGCACAAGUGUACUGAAUGCAAUCGAAGCUAUGCCCACAAAUGCCAUCUGAACCGUCAUAUGAACUCCCAUUAUCCGAAAUAUUCAUGCAAGUUGUGCAACAAAACCUAUGUGAGGAGCUAUGACCACAAGACACACAUGAAGAUGCAUAAAAAUAGGGGAGCUAAGCCGUACAAAUGUGAGAAAUGUGAUAAAGGAUUCACGAGGAAGGAGAAUCUGAAGGUUCAUCUUCUUCUCCAUCAAUUUGGCAAGAGAUUUACUUGUUCUCUGUGCAAGAGAAAGUUUUCCACCAAGAUGAACCGGGAUGUUCAUAUGAAUACCCAUUCAGCAAAUCACAAAUCUCAGCGAAUCCUGGAGUGUGCUUAUUGUGGAAAGAUCUGUACAAAACUUCGAGGAAUGAUGUUUCAUAUGAAGGUUCAUAUGAAACACAAGCCUAAGAAUAAAAAGGAGAGUUAGAAUACCAAUCAAAACUAUAUUUUAUAAUUUAUUUUUGAAGUUUUUAUGAAAUAAAAAUUUGAGUGAAAUGA